GUCCAGUGCGCAUGCGCCAAAACUUCAUUCGAGGAAGUGGAAGGAGAGGCAACACAAACGACAGAGAAGAGUUUCUUGUUUAUUCCCCGUUUCAGAGAAGACAAACCAGCAAGCAGCUUUUUUAAAAAAAAAAUGUCGGGAUUUGAUAGCAACCCGUUCGCGGAGCCUACCGGCGACAACCCUUUCAAUGACCCGUCAGUCACACAGGUGACCAACUCCAGCAUAGAACCAGUUGACCAGUACAACCCUUUCCCUACCACAGGCAACCUAGCUGCUCAAACCACUCCAGCCUCCACAGGUCCCUACCAACCUGCUGUGUUACAGCCGUCUACAGAGCCUAGUCCACAGGCGACUGCUGCUGCAGCUCAGGCCAAUCUGCUGAGGCAGCAGGAGGAGCUGGAGAGAAAAGCUGCCGAGCUGGACCGCAGAGAGCAGGAGAUACAGAGCAGAGGCCCGACAGGUAAAGAGAACAACUGGCCUCCCCUGCCCAAGAGCUUCCCCAUCAAACCAUGUUUCUAUCAGGACUUCUCAGAGGAAAUCCCCCCAGAGUGCCAGAGAGUCUGCAAGAUGAUAUACUACCUCUGGAUGUUCAGCUGUGUGGCUCUGUUCCUCAACCUGUUGGCAUGUUUGGCUGCCUUCACCACUGCUUCUAGCUAUGGUAUGGAUUUUGGCCUCUCCAUCCUCUGGCUCGUCCUCUUCACCCCCUGCUCCUUCCUCUGCUGGUACCGGCCCAUCUACAAGGCCUUCAAGUCUGACAGCUCCUUCAGCUUCUUCUUCUUCUUCUUUGUGUUUUUCUUCCAAGUUGCGAUCUUCAUCAUCCAGUCUGUUGGUAUCCCCAACUGGGGGAACAGUGGUUGGAUCACUGCCUUCACGAUCAUCAGCAAAAACAAGGCAGUGGGAGCCAUCAUGAUCAUAGUGUCUAUCCUGUUCACCAUCUGUGCCGUGCUGUCUGUCAUCCUGCUCAAGAUGGUCCACAGCAUGUACCGCCGGACCGGGGCCAGUUUCCAGAAGGCCCAGCAGGAAUUCUCGCAGGGAGUUUUCACAAGUAAAACCUUCCAAACAGCUGCUGCUACUGCAGCAACCUCUGCUGCCCAGGGAACAUUCCAGGGAAACAACUAAUGGUAGACUGAGCUCAACUAAGCUCUGUUUAACACAUCAAGGUCUACAUGUUAUCAGGUCUAGAUUAUUAAUUAAAACAAAGUGGAAUGAAGCAGGGAGUUGAAGUUCAUUUAGAAGUUGUUGGUUGGCACUUAGGUAGUAGGACGUUAUGGUGACUUUGGAAGCAGCAGGUGGAAAUUAUAAUCUAACCUGGUAAUGUAUAGACCUUGAGCUAGUUGAGGCUACAUUAUUAGCCUCGCCUCCUUACAACCCCACGACCAAUGCACAUGUAAUUCCCCAUAUUAACUUUGCGUCACUCGUCUAGCAUGUCUCCUGCAGAGUGACUCCAUCUCUGUGUGGGUGUAAAAAGCAGUCGAGGGGAAAUUCACACAUCAAAUGCAUUCUGGGGUGAAAAGCAUGAAUGAAGUUGACUGAUUGCUGCUUUCCUGGCUUUGUAUAUUUUGUGUGCACUUUUUUGGCAGUGCUCUUCAGUGUAAUAUUUGUGUGUGUGUGUGUGUGUGUGUGCGUGUGCGUGUGCGUGUGUGUACUGGCAUGCUGAUCACAUGUAUUCAUGUGGGUGAAGUACGCUUUUGUUCCUCCACUGAUGGCGGACCCUGAUCCUGUAAUAUAAACAUGAUGAAGUGUUUCUGGUUGUCAUUGAUUGGCAUUUUUUUCUGUCUCAAAAGCAUUUCGUCUUUGUUAUUGAACCUUUUUUGGCAAACCAUCUCUUUUGUGUGCAAAUAAGAAAGAAAAGAAAAUGUAACAAAUCAUGUAAUUAUAAUCUGUCUAGCCUUAGAUUUGGGGAUAUCACUGUAACUACUCACUUAAAUCUUAAAUUUUAGAAAUGAAUAUUAUGGCAGUUUUUAAAAUGUGUGCCUUGACUUUUGUCUGGAACCAACAUGUUGCUAAGUUCUUUCUUGAAAACCACUGGGGUGUUGGUGGAAAUAUUGUAUAUUUUGGUAUUUGUCAUUACAUGAUGGUUUCUGCAUAAGGAUCACAUCCAGAGGAAAAACUGAAAAGUGUUUUUCUUCAAUAAAUUUCAAGAAAAUUACAUUUCUACUUAAGUUUAGAAUCCAGACACAGCUUCAACUUCGUCUUUGAUCACUGCUUUUGCUCAAGAGUUGUUUCUAAGGAAACCAAAGCAAUACUGACUGAUGAAUAUUUUUUUUUUUUUAUUAAAAUACACAUAUUUACUCCAAGCAGAUCAACACCAAUCCUUACAGUUGUGUUAAUGGGCUGAGCCUAUUCUAUUCAUUUCAUGACUAACAGUAAAUGCAGGACAAGGAAAAGCUUAUUUUUUAAUGAAGAAUAACAUUGUAGAAAAGUAUGUGUGAAUCCUGAGGAAUUAUCAGAAAAGUGUUCUCAGUGUCUGACCUGAAUACCAGAUUUCCCUGAUGUGUGUCUGAUUAGAGCAGUGUUAAUUUAACACUUAGCUUCCUUUCAAAGAGAACCAGUGUCUCAUCACCACCAGUGUGCAGCAGGCAUUUUCUCUACUUCUGAUAGUUUCAAUUCUAGAAAGAAUUAUCAGAAGUCUUCUGUACACCAUCAAGGUCUAAAUUAUUUCUGUACUAAUGUAUAUUUUCUAUGGGAAUUCUUAUCUUGAAAAACAUGCAUAGCUUGUGUGUUUAUUUGACGUACUGUUUUGAAAACAUCUGCUGGGAUGUAACAUGUAACUGUAUGUUUGCGAUCCUUAAAAACAUUUCCAACCUCUGGAAAAUUUCUGUGAUGUCUUUGCAACAGAUAGCGGUCUAAUUUAAGGUUUGAUCUCACACCCAUUAUAUGUUUUCAUUCACACAUCUCUGUAUGCUUUUGUUUUGGGAGAACAGAAUUCAGUGCCUUUUGUAUUUCAGUGUUGAAUAUAGCAUCUAAUAAAAUGCUUUGCUUUCA
Acanthopagrus latus (yellowfin seabream) is the source of this 2985-nucleotide messenger RNA. RefSeq names its product secretory carrier membrane protein 2 (gene scamp2). Lineage: Eukaryota; Metazoa; Chordata; Actinopteri; Spariformes; Sparidae. The transcript has 9 exons. The record is from RefSeq and is a predicted model, not a curated record. Gene Ontology annotation, cellular component: recycling endosome membrane; trans-Golgi network membrane. Bases 133 to 1119 code for a protein of 328 amino acids. Gene Ontology annotation, biological process: protein transport.